Orbicella faveolata is the source of this 3730-nucleotide messenger RNA. Its product is annotated as serine/threonine-protein kinase PDIK1L-like. The record is from RefSeq and is a predicted model, not a curated record. Gene Ontology annotation, cellular component: nucleus. NCBI's taxonomy places the organism in Eukaryota, Metazoa, Cnidaria, Anthozoa, Scleractinia, Merulinidae. Gene Ontology annotation, molecular function: ATP binding; protein serine/threonine kinase activity. Gene Ontology annotation, biological process: protein phosphorylation.
ACCAUCACCAGCGUAUGAGAGCCAUUGAUAUAUUUGACAUGUUAGUGCGACCGAGAGGUCGCUUGGCAUGACUUCAGUGUAAAAGUGAAACAGUGCAAAGAACAGCAUAUCUUGGAACUCUAAAAAUCUCCUUUUUCCUAGAAGGUUUUCUUGUGGCAGUAUUUUUAUAGCCUCCUUUCUAAUGGCACUUAUAUUGUGAACUGUUACCGACUCAGCUCCGUUAUUAUUUUUUAUUUUGUAUUAGCGUUCUUUACUCGGUGAUAUUAUAAUUUCUAUUUUGCUAUUCAUCACUAGAAACUCACGGUCAAGAGAAAAUUGCCUGAUCACCUGAAGAAUGGUAUCAUGCACUCCCGCUGUUUUCGGCAAUCCCUAAAAUAACUUGAGCGGAAUUGACAUAUCCCAAGGCCUGGACUGGGAGCCUCCCUCUCUGUCCCCUCAUUUUCUCUUGCUCACAGUCUAAUGGCAUUAUAUUUUUCGUUAAGCUACUUUAAAAUUACAGUUUGCACACGCUCUAGCCUGUACCCCUAUCGGCUGUUUGCCACCAAGCUUGUAAUUUCCUCUAGUAUAUAAUCUUACAUGUAAUUGAUAUGAUAUAUUUGUAUUUUGGGGUUUUGGUCCAAAGUAGUGGACAACCCAGCCUAAAGUUCAGGGUUAGGGUUAGAUUUUUGGUGUGAUUUUUUUUAUUGUAAAACCUUAACUGUCUUAUUGUUUCUUACCCGGCAGGAUUUAAUUUUUCCAGAUGGUGUCAGAUAGUUUUGACCUGUUUGCGACUAUCGCUUUUUUCCUAAAGUUUACAGCAAAAAGUCGUUUUAAACAUAGUCAAGAUUUCCGUAUCACCUUACAUUUAGGAAAAUAGCUAGCAGUCGUACAGAAAAAAUGAAGUACAUAAAAAGAAAAAAAACUGUAAAUAAAAAUUAAGCACCUAAGUAAAUUGUAAAGCUUUAUCCGGUAAAGUAAACAUAAUCUGCUUGUUGAUGCGUGGUACGUUUUCAGUAACUAGUAUUAAUUCUAGGUAUUUAAGGCCAACAUUUUUUCUGAGAAACCACAAUGCGCAAGUGUUUUGAUUAGGGAGGGGAGCCACGAGGGCGGGCUGCAAGCAAGCCAACUCUGACUUGACUGCUCCCCAUUCUCUUCGCGGCUUCGCCUCUUGAUUAGAUAUUCAAUACUCUGCAGACAAGGCCUGCUAUCACGGGAGUUUUAUGUUGAAACGCGUUGGAGCUACGACAUCAACGCCGAGCUCAAAAAUAAUAUUCUUGCUGCAAAUCACGGCUCCAGUGAGGCCGCCAAAAGAUUUGAAAUUGGUAAAAUUUACCACAUUUACAACGAUCUCCAUACAUAGACAUUCGAAGGAACCACAGUUUCUUUUUAGCUCCGCGGCAAAUGUCCCAGUCCGUGCUCCGGGCCGCGCGCCAAAUGUAUUAAGGUGAUCAGGACGCAACGCUCUGUAUGAAAACACUGCAGACAAAAUCAUAGACUGACUGCAAAUUGUGAAAACAUGAAUUCUCGGUCCCAUGUCGCUUCCCAUCUCCUCGGCCUCAAAAAGGGAGCGGCGCAGUACAUACAGGAACAGUGUUCCUCUUGGAUAAUAGCCAAUAGGCAGUCUGAUGAGCGAGAGACAAAGGAAACCAAAACGCUGCUCUUUCUAAGAAAUUCAAGAUUCAUUAUCGCUACACGUUUAUGAGAAAUCGGCCAAUUUUUUCCGUUAUAGUCAGAUUAAAAAACUGUCUCCAACAAUUAGCAAGUCCUUCGAGAAACAAAAAUCUUUGCAAUGGCUUUACUUCGUGUCUCGGGAAAGUACUAUAAGACUGAGCGAGUUCUUGGUGAAGGUGGUUUCGGUACUGUUACACUUGUCAGAGAUGCCGACACUGCCGAGUUAUUUGCAUUGAAAGACAUCGCCUGCCAAACUGAUCCCACUGCUGUUAAGAGCGCCCUGGAAGAAAUCAAGACACUCCGCGCGCUUUCUCAUCCCAACAUCAUCAAACUAAUAGCAGCAGAUAAGUCAAUCGAUGUGGAAAAAACACACGUGCUGAUUUUGAUGGAAUACUGCUCAGGUGGAAAUUUGAAUGAUCGGCUGGCUCGACCGGGUUACGAUCCUCAAAAGAAUCUGAAGUGGAUGAGUCAAAUUGCUGAUGCCUUGGCCUACCUCCACUCGCGUAACACGGUUCAUCGCGAUCUGAAGCCAGAGAAUGUGCUUCUAACGGAUCAAGUCAACGAGGAUAUAAAGCUCGCCGACUUUGGCUUGGCCCGGAAGUACAUCGCUCUCAAACAAAGCAACGCGGGGCUCAGCGAUGCACAGUACUACAUGCAAACGGGUGUAGGUACUCUUCACUACAUGGCUCCAGAGGUUUUUGCUGGCCACUACACCGAAAAAUCCGACGUGUUCUCUCUUGGCGUUCUCCUCUACGCAAUAAUGGAACGACGCUUUAUGGCGGUGGAAGUCGGACAGAGAAUGUACGGUGCUUUCGUUUCUACCCCUACACAUGGCAUGGUCGGCCUGGGUUUUGCCAUGGCAAAUAUUAAUGGCUAUCAAAACAGCAUGGUAACCUUUACACAAGCAUCACCAAAUGUUCAGCAAUUGAUUACAAAUGUAUUGAGUUACGACUAUCGCCAACGCUCGAGUGCCAGUGAUGUGAAAGCGCGACUUGUGGAGGCAAACGGAAAGAGAAUGUACGGUGCAUCCGUUCCUAACGCUAUACCGCUGUAUGGCCCGGUCGCCCUGGGUAUGGCCAUGGCAAAUUGCUAUCCACCUAUCGUGCUACCCUUAAUUCCUUCACACGAGCAACACCAUACCUUCAAGCAAGUCCUUCGAGAAACAAAAAUCUUUGCAAUGGCUUUACUUCGUGUCUCGGGAAAGUACUAUAAGACUGAGCGAGUUCUUGGUGAAGGUGGUUUCGGUACUGUUACACUUGUCAGGGAUGCCGACACUGCCGAGUUAUUUGCAUUGAAAGACAUCGCCUGCCAAACUGAUCCCACUGCUGUUAAGAGCGCCCUGGAAGAAAUCAAGACACUCCGCGCGCUUUCUCAUCCCAACAUCAUCAAACUAAUAGCAGCAGAUAAGUCAAUCGAUGUGGAAAAAACACACGUGCUGAUUUUGAUGGAAUACUGCUCAGGUGGAAAUUUGAAUGAUCGGCUGGCUCGACCGGGUUACGAUCCUCAAAAGAAUCUGAAGUGGAUGAGUCAAAUUGCUGAUGCCUUGGCCUACCUCCACUCGCGUAACACGGUUCAUCGCGAUCUGAAGCCAGAGAAUGUGCUUCUAACGGAUCAAGUCAAAGAGGAUAUAAAGCUCGCCGACUUUGGCUUGGCCCGGAAGUACAUCGCUCUCAAACAAAGCAACGCGGGGCUCAGCGAUGCACAGUACUACAUGCAAACGGGUGUAGGUACUCUUCACUACAUGGCUCCAGAGGUUUUUGCUGGCCACUACACCGAAAAAUCCGACGUGUUCUCUCUUGGCGUUCUCCUCUACGCAAUAAUGGAACGACGCUUUAUGGCGGUGGAAGUCGGACAGAGAAUGUACGGUGCUUUCGUUUCUACCCCUACACAUGGCAUGGUCGGCCUGGGUUUUGCCAUGGCAAAUAUUAAUGGCUAUCAAAACAGCAUGGUAACCUUUACACAAGCAUCACCAAAUGUUCAGCAAUUGAUUACAAAUGUAUUGAGUUACGACUAUCGCCAACGCUCGAGUGCCAGUGAUGUGAAAGCGCGACUUGUGUGAAACUGAACGAAGAGCAGCGUC